AUGGAGACGUACAAUGGCUUCAUCCGCACACCAGCGGACGCAAUCCUCCUCAUCCAAGCCUGCUACAACGGAUUUCUCCCCCGAGUCCAGAAACGAUUAUCCCCAAAAGAAGGCCGAUCAAUCCGAAACGGCUCAGUAUUCAUCUGGGAAGAACACGAAACGGGACUGAGAAGAUGGACCGACGGAAGAAAGUGGAGCGCAAGUCGAGUAUCCGGACGAUUCCUUAUCUAUCGAGAGAUGGGACAAAAGCCCAGGGACGAGCCUGAGGCCGAACCUCCAUCCGACCCCGGAAGAAACCAGGAAAUCUCAAGCAGCAAUAGAGAUUUCCGAUCAGUCGUCGGGAUAAACGAUGGCCAAUGUUCUGAACAACCCAUUGGCAUGCCACAGCUCAUGAAGCUUUCGUUCAGCAUUACCAGCCCUACCGGUCAUAACUGGCAUCUCAUUAACUAUUAUCACCAAUUCGAGUCAUCGUCUGAUAAUUUACGACAACCCAUACACGACCCUUCUCUCAAACAUAUCUGUCCGCAAAAAUCGCUCUUUCCUCAGUCGCUUGUCAAUGAUCGGCAGAAUUUCGCUAUAUUCUCGAAGGGGUCUUCGCCUGGGACAAAACUCCUACAACAAACGAAUCAGAGUUGCAAGAUAUGUGGUGGCUGCUAUCGACAGCAAGUUUCGUCAAGACAGAUUGUUGGGGAUUCGAAUGAUUCGUCAUAG
Messenger RNA from Penicillium argentinense, 711 nucleotides. Its product is annotated as Gti1/Pac2 family protein. The transcript has a single exon. The coding region runs from base 1 to 711 and encodes 236 amino acids. NCBI's taxonomy places the organism in Eukaryota, Fungi, Ascomycota, Eurotiomycetes, Eurotiales, Aspergillaceae. Gene Ontology annotation, molecular function: DNA binding. The record is from RefSeq and is a predicted model, not a curated record.